AUGGCUUAUGUCAAUAUAACUGAUAUCAACACGAGCAUAGAAAACUUUGAAAGGGAAAUUGAUGCACUCAGUCCUGGUUCACUCCGUCACCGAGUGUUCCACAGUCAACAGUGUUCCACAGUCAACAGUGUUCCACAGUCAACAGUGUUCCACAGUCAACAGUGUUCCACAGUCAGCAGUGUUCCACAGUCAACAGUGUUCCACAGUCAACAGUGUUCCACAGACAACAGUGUUCCACAGUCAACAGUGUUCCACAGCCAACAGUGUUCCACAGUCAACAGUGUUCCACAGUCAACAGUGUUCCACAGACAACAGUAUUCCACAGUCAACAGUGUUCCACAGUCAACAGUGUUCCACAGUCAACAGUGUGCCAGUCAACAGUGUUCCACAGACAACAGUGUUCCACAGUCAACAGUGUUCCACAGCCAACAGUGUUCCACAGACAACAGUGUUCCACAGUCAACAGUGUUCCACAGUCAACAGUGUUCCACAGACAACAGUGUUCCACAGUCAAUAGUGUUCCACAGUCAACAGUGUUCCACAGUCAAGUGUUCCACAGUCAACAGUGUUCCACAGUCAAGUGUUCCACAGUCAACAGUGUUCCACAGUCAACAGUGUUCCACAGUCAACAGUGUUCCACAGCCAACAGUGUUAAACAGUCAACAGUGUUCCACAGUCAACAGUGUUCCAGUCAACAUUGUUCCACAGACAACAGUGUUCCACAGUCAACAGUGUUCCACAGUCAAGUGUUCCACAGCCAACAGUGUUCCACAGUCAACAGUGUUCCACAGUCAACAGUGUUCCACAGUCAACAUUGUUCCACAGUCAAGUGUUCCACAGUCAACAUUGUUCCACAGACAACAGUGUUCCACAGUCAACAGUGUUCCACAGUCAACAUUGUUCCACAGUCAAGUGUUCCACAGUCAACAGUGUUCCACAGCCAACAGUGUUCCACAGUCAACAUUGUUCCACAGUCAACAGUGUUCCACAGUCAACAGUGUUCCACAGUCAACAUUGUUCCACAGUCAACAGUGUUCCAGUCAACAUUGUUCCACAGUCAACAGUGUUCCACAGUCAACAGUGUUCCACAGUCAACAGUGUUCCACAGUCAACAGUGUUCCAGUCAACAUUGUUCUACAGUCAACAGUGUUCCAUAGUCAACAGUGUUCCACAGUCAACAGUGUUCCACAGUCAACAGUGUUCCACAGCCAACAUUGUUCCACAGUCAACAGUGUUCCAGUCAAGUGUUCCACAGUCAACAGUGUUCCUCAGACAACAGUGUUCCACAGUCAAGUGUUCCACAGUCAACAGUGUUCCACAGUCAAGUGUUCCACAGUCAACAGUGUUCCACAGUCAAGUGUUCCACAGUCAACAGUGUUCCUCAGACAACAGUGUUCCACAGUCAACAGUGUUCCACAGUCAAGUGUUCCACAGUCAACAGUGUUCCUCAGACAACAGUGUUCCACAGUCAAGUGUUCCACAGUCAACAGUGUUCCACAGUCAAGUGUUCCACAGUCAACAGUGUUCCACAGUCAACUGUGUUCCACAGUCAACAGUGUUCCACAGUCAAGUGUUCCACAGUCAAGUGUUCCAGACAACAGUGUUCCACAGUCAACAGUGUUCCACAGUCAACAGUGUUCCACAGUCAAGUGUUCCACAGUCAACAGUGUUCCACAGUCAACAGUGUUCCACAGUCAACAGUGUUCCACAGUCAAGUGUUCCACAGUCAACAGUGUUCCACAGUCAAGUGUUCCACAGUCAACAGUGUUCCACAGUCAACAGUGUUCCACAGUCAACAGUGUUCCACAGUCAAGUGUUCCACAGUCAACUGUGUUCCACAGUCAACAGUGUUCCACAGUCAAGUGUUCCACAGACAACACAAGUCUAACAUUCAUCCCCGUCCAUUAUGAGUGGAAAAUGUUGCCACUACCACCUCCUCCCGCUCCUCAUUUCCCUAACAUAUGA
Procambarus clarkii (red swamp crayfish) is the source of this 1965-nucleotide messenger RNA. The record is from RefSeq and is a predicted model, not a curated record. NCBI's taxonomy places the organism in Eukaryota, Metazoa, Arthropoda, Malacostraca, Decapoda, Cambaridae.